CGCGGGUGAGGCCGGGCAGGCGCCAUCUUGGAAAAGGGCAGCCCCCGCCCCGGCGCUGCGGGAGGACGCGGGGCGAUGGCGGCGGCCGUGGCCGCGCUGGGCCGGGGCCUGACGGCCGCGCUCCGCCUGCCCCGGGCUCGGCCGGGACUCCCCGGAAUGGCACUGAAUCUGUACCAGAACCUACCGAAAAUUGAGAUACUCCAUCAGGUGAAGCUCCUGCACACAACUGUGUCUCGGAAAGGUCUGGAGGAGUUUUUUGAUGAUCCAGGAAACUGGGGGGAAAAAAGUGUAAAGUCUGGGGAUUCAUGGAAUAUAAAGCAGCUAAGGGGCAAGAGUAGUGAAGACUUGCACAAACUUUGGUAUGUCCUGCUGAAAGAAAAGAACAUGCUCUUGACUUUAGAGCAAGAAUCCAAGCGACAGCGCAAGCCUAUGCCAAGUCCAGAACGCUUAGAAAAGGUAGAAACAUCUAUGAAAAAUAUAGACUUGGUUGUCAGAGAAAGAGAAAUUGCUUUGAGGCUUUUACAAACAGGCCAUGAAAAGCCAGUCCCUGGCGAGUGGAGACAAGACUUCCUGGGACGCACCUUCUGGUACAGUUACAAGGAAUGGCCAAUACCAUGGCACUUGAACAAAAAACACAAAAAGAAGAGAUUCUUUUACUUGCCUCAUGUGAAUCACUUCAUCAGACUCAGACUUGAAAAAUCCUUACGGAAAAGGGCAAGGCAGCAGAGCCUGGAGAGGACGAAGCGGAAGCUCUUGGAAAGGAAGUUCCCUGAUGUUGCUGUGAAAUCCCAGAGCCAGUAGCAGGCUGGAAAAGCACUGUAAACAACUGGUCAAGUGUCUGUGGAACAUGAAUCAUGUUCUGGAACCACAAACAACUCCACUGAGCAUUCCAGAUAGUCUCCAGCUUUUUUUGUUUUUAAUACCACAUUUGACUUUAAUUAAAAACUUUCAAUCUGGAAUUAAAAAGCAGCUUUGGUGCCUAACUCAAAUCAUCCAAUCUCUCACAUUUCCAGGAACAAAUGUGUUAGCCAGCUCUCACAAGAGUGCAAGAUGCAUUAGGAACAGUGAAGAGCAGCCACAGAGUGCCAUCUGACAGUAACAAGUGUAGGGGUAAUAUACCUGGUUUAGUUUAACACAUGUACAUUAAAAUCAGACAGAAACAUGAACGCAUCUGAAGCUCACAUAUGAGCCUUUUCACUGGUCAUAUUUUCCCUGCUACUUCCCUGAAUAUUUUCCCUGAGUUACAGGUAAGCUACACAAGGUGUAUUUGCUCUCUGCAUAAAUGCACUGGUGAAUGGGCUCUCUGGACUGCUGUGAGGAAUUUUUUCCACUGCUGUAAGUCUGGCUUCUUAGAAAGUACAAAAUACUCAUGGGAACUUCUAAUACAGUUGUCCUACCUUGAUUUCUGUGACAAAUUCAAACACUUCUACAAUGCUUUGCACAGUGCAAUGUUUGAAAGAAGGCUGCAAUAGUCUUGAAGUAGGUACUGCUGUUGCUCUCAGUUGAAGGAAACACCUUCACCUUUCACUUCAUGAAAGCUUUUAACUUCCACAUGAUGUGGUAUAGAAAUCUAGACUGAAGUCAAAAAUACCAGUCUUUAAGGCAGCAAUGUGCUCAGCAGUAUCUGGUAAAACACUGCAAGGGAACCAGUACUGUUUCAUGUUUCUAUCCAUCAUUUGGACCUUCACUUACUCCCGUGCAUCACACAAAAUUCCCAGUUUAAAUUCAGAAUCUUUACAGUGUGAGAAAACCUCCAGCAGUGUUUUGCUCUCCCUGUGCUGCUGGAAUAUUAGCAGAUACUGUAGUGCAAUUCUUUUAAGAUAAAUGGAAGACAAAAGCUGAUUUGGCAUCAUGAAAUCUAAGCAUGCCACAGAAAGAAAGCUUAAAACCUCCACCCACUGCAGUGCACUGGGGGAGCAGUUUAGUUAUGUUCCAUGUUCUACCUGAAUGGAAACUGGACUGAGUCCUUUUCUUCCACAAUCACAAGAGCUGGUGACUGCAGUUUGCCUCAUUUUGCAAGAGAAAUAUGGUUUGGCAGUAGCUUUGAAAAUCUGAUCAAACAACUUUGUCUAAAGAGCAACACAAGAUUCUCAUGAUAAGACAAAAGCAGAUUGGUUUGAUAAAUUACUUUAUUUUUUGGAGGUAAUGUGAAACUUUUCAAAUAGAGGCCUUGUAAUUAUUUACCCACAAGAUCUUUUAGGAUACAAAAAUGUAGCAGUACUGUUUAUUUUUUUUUUAGAUCAGUUAAAUGCUAUUUGGUUUUCCACAGCUUUUGAGAUAUGGAGCAAAACUUCAUUGUGUCCCAAAACAGCCCAUCACAUAAUGUAAAUUAGGCUUAAAAGCAACAUUGAGCUGCAUCUUGACAGCUGAUUUCUGCUGAAAAACGAAGUCAUCCCCAUUCCUGUGACCCUGAGUGCACCUUCCCCUGCAAACACAGGCACUUACAGACCCUGCUGGGAGGCACAGGGGAGCCACACCAGCCUGGAGCACACAGCACCGAGGGCUCCCUGCAGCAGGGCAAGCCACGCACUGAAAGCUUCUGACUCUGCUCCCAGGCUUGGAGAGGCCAUUCUUUGUCUCAACUUCCCUGUCUUCAACAGGCUUUGCUUCUCACCAACAUCACAAAGGCAUUAAAUACAUUCUUAGACAUCAGGUGGAAAGCAUUGCUUGCUUACUGAAAUGAAACUGCUCCAUAAUAAAAAAAAUUAACAAACCAGUGCUUAAUAUAACAUUCACCCCACGGAAUGUAACACUUCUGUGAGACAGUAAAAGUUUACACUAAAAUAGAUUGCUGAAUACAAACUUUCACUUUUAAAACAGCAGAGUUAACUUUCUCUGCAAGUACUCACAAGCUUGCUCAAAUAUAAAAGACCAAAUUUUAUUUUUUGAGAGAAAAAUAAGAGCAAUUUAAGGCCAAAGUACCAGCAAGGAAGACUAGUAUGUGAAAGUAGACAAGAAAUUAGACAAGAAAUAAUUAAUAAAUAAGCACAGGCAUUUGCAAGGUUAUGCCUCUAUCUAUUAGCUAACCUGUAAAGCUGUUCCCAGGAAAAGAUACUAGAGAAAAUAGACAUUUAUACAAAAUUAUAAAAUGCUUGUUACAGGAAUUAUUGCUUUACAAGGGACGUAAACAUCCUUUUUCUAUUAUAGUACCAAUUAGGUCUCUCAAAAUUUCUAACUUUGUUAAAAUGGAAUUUGAAUUAUGCAAAAAACCCAAUAUAAACUUCCUACAAAGAGGAGUCCAUCCCAUUCCUGAGUAUGCUAAAGCUAUAAAACAGAAGGAGCACCAAGCAGGCAGCAGUUUUCACAGUUAAGAGGUCUAAGGACAUUUUCUUUCUACACACUGUUUCCCUCCUUCUUCAUAUUCUUGUUUGGAAAUCCACAUCUGCUGGAAAGUACCC
This is a messenger RNA of Passer domesticus (house sparrow), 3398 nucleotides long. It is a transcript of the gene MRPL47, whose product is annotated as mitochondrial ribosomal protein L47. Bases 76 to 801 code for a protein of 241 amino acids. The transcript is spliced from 7 exons. Gene Ontology annotation, biological process: mitochondrial translation. Gene Ontology annotation, cellular component: mitochondrial large ribosomal subunit; mitochondrial ribosome. The record is from RefSeq and is a predicted model, not a curated record. Gene Ontology annotation, molecular function: structural constituent of ribosome. Lineage: Eukaryota; Metazoa; Chordata; Aves; Passeriformes; Passeridae.